UACAUGGACGCACCAGAAGUCGACAAGGAACUGAAAAGGCUUUUACGUGCUGAUAUGGAAGCAGUAAAAGUUAGAUGGGAGCUGAUAUCUACCGAGGAAGAAAACAAACAAAAAUCUGACAUGUUGCAAGGACACAUAUCAGGUAGCCAGCCGACGGGUGUUUCGACGCUUCCCCCUGAUAACUUUGAAGCUUCAGAAAAAACAGCAUCUUUAAGAGAAGACGAGAUUUUUGGUGGUGCCGUGAGCUCAAGUAGUGGAAGUGAGGGCGAAGAGGUAGCUGAAGGCAGGCAGCUUGCGCAUCAACUUAUGAAGUCUGUAGACGAAAACAGCAACAGCACUGACUCCGCGAAGCCACCACUUACUCCGGCCCGAAUGGAGAUUCAGCAUCUACAGUCAGAUCUGAUCGAAUACGAGAAUCAGAUGGAAGUGUAUCAAAGUCAGUUGGCUGCUUUGGAAAACCCUAUUUUAAAGGCUCGGCUGCAAGAAGAAAUCGAAAAACAUAUGAAGAAAGAACAGGAGCUGAAGCAACGAGUAAAAUCGACGUUGUUGCAUAAGUCAAUUUAA
Messenger RNA from Soboliphyme baturini, 564 nucleotides. The record is from the annotation of a GenBank genome assembly. Lineage: Eukaryota; Metazoa; Nematoda; Enoplea; Dioctophymatida; Soboliphymatidae.